AUGGUUUUGAUAUCUAGGUGGGGUCUUAUGGUCCAGGUAAAGCCAAACUAUUUGCCUCUAUUCAACGAGCUGUACAUCGAUCCAGACGACUCGCGCCUAACUCACCACACUAAAAAUGACAGAAACAACAUCGAGGUGUUCUGUUAUGUAUUCGUCGGGAGCGCAGAGGAAUGGAGGGACGACUACAAGGACCUGGUUGGAUUUACCGACCGUGUGUACCCGGGCUGGGAAGACGAAUGGCUGUCCCCCAAGAACGAGGAAAUCGACGACCCGGUAUUCGACAUUAUGCAGAAACGGUUUGCGCGCGAUAUCUGUUCCAAAGGGAUGCGCAUCUCCUAUAAGAACGAUAUAUCAAGAUACGAGGACGGACGUCGGGCCCCAAACAAGGGCAAGGACAAUCUGGUGGUCGAGGUCGGCAAGUACCUGGCAUGCCCCGAGUUCAACUCUGCCGUUGCCGGCAAGUUUAAGACCGUACACUGUGUACACUAUAACAACAAGGCCUUCAAGAAGAACCCCACUGCCAACAUCAAGCACCUGGUUGUCAGCAGCGGCGAGAAUUGGAAUCUGGUAGACAUGUAA
This is a messenger RNA of Sphaeroforma arctica JP610, 579 nucleotides long. RefSeq lists its product as hypothetical. The transcript is spliced from 2 exons. Lineage: Eukaryota; Ichthyosporea; Ichthyophonida. The record is from RefSeq and is a predicted model, not a curated record. The coding region runs from base 1 to 579 and encodes 192 amino acids.